Columba livia (rock pigeon) is the source of this 3605-nucleotide messenger RNA. Its product is annotated as ras-like protein family member 11A-like. The coding region runs from base 632 to 1384 and encodes 250 amino acids. The transcript has 4 exons. Gene Ontology annotation, molecular function: GTP binding; GTPase activity. The record is from RefSeq and is a predicted model, not a curated record. NCBI's taxonomy places the organism in Eukaryota, Metazoa, Chordata, Aves, Columbiformes, Columbidae.
UGUGAAAUGUGUUUGCUUUCCUGAAGAGGAGUGUCCCAUCAGCUUCGGCACUCUGAAGGGGCCCAACUGCAGGAUACAAUAGGACAGGGAGAACAACAGAGCAUGGAGCUGGAGCCAAUUGAAAAUGCAAAGAAACUAGACAGGCAGAACGGGAUUAUUCAAAGUGGAAUUAGAGCAGAGGACGGGGGUGGCUGUAUCUCGCUGAAAACGCUGCCGCAAAGACUGUAAAACAGAAGAAUCUCGUUUUAGCAAAGAGCCAAGGGCCAGCACAUCAAACAGGCAGUGGGGAGAUAAAGCGGGGAGCGAGUGGGGAGCGCGGAGGAUGGAGACACAGCUCGGUGCCCAGCCGGAGGAAUGUCCUGGGUUCCCUUGUGAUUGGCUGGGGAACGGAGGAGUCAGUUUUCACGGGGGCUGAUCAAAAAGUUCCCUUUUGCUUUCCCAAAGUUGCUGUCUGAGCAGAGGCAUUGGGAAGAGGAGGCCAGGCGCUCUAACAUUCCGCAGGAAAGCGACUUAAAUGAAAUGAAAAGGCUUCUCUAUCCAAGGAUAUACAGCCAAGAACUGACGCCGGGAAGCUGUUUUCCUUAUUUUCUCCCCCAACUCCUCGUGGAGUUGAACGGCUCUCAUUUCUGGCAUGCGUCUCAUCUCUCAGGAUACUAUGUCACAGUAUUCUACUAACUUUCUCUUGCUCCCCAUACCAGAGUAUCCUGUAUUGGACUGCGUGCCCAACAAAAUCAUCAAGCUGGUGGUACUGGGUGGCAGUAGCGUUGGCAAGACAGCCCUGGUUGUGCGCUUUCUCACAAAGAGAUUUAUUGGAGACUAUGAAGCCAAUACUGGUGCUUUGUAUUCAAGGAAGUUCACCAUAGAUGGGGAACAGAUCUCUCUACAGGUGCAGGAUACUCCCUUUGUUUCACUGGAGGAUGACACUGACAGCAUCUGCUGCCAAGAGCAGAUAAACCGUUCAAUCUACUGGGCGGAUGGCUUCGUUUUUGUUUACUCCAUCACAGACUAUGAGAGCUACCGAGUCAUCCGGCCCCUGCACCAGCACAUCCGCAAGAUCCACCCUAACGCCAACAUCCCCCUGCUUUUGAUGGCGAACAAAGGAGACCUCCUGCGAGCCAGGCAGGUGUCCUCCAAAGAGGGACUCCAGCUGGCCAGUGAACUGGGAGGUACUUACUACGAAGUCUCAGCCCGGGAGAACUGCGAGGGAGUGCAUGAAGCCUUCCAGCAGCUCUGCCAGGAGGUCAGCAGGAUGAUCGGGAGCUGCAACGGAGAGAAACGAAGAGGCCUCCACCUCGUCCGGCCCAAGUCCCCAAAUAUGCAGGACUUGAAGAGACGUUUGAAACAGGCUCUGACUUCCAAAGGGAAAUCUGCCACGACGCUUUGAUGGAGCCCACAGAAAUGGUUUUCCGCAGCCCUGAAAAAAAGCAAAAAAAGGCAAGAAAAUAAGCUGGUCAUAAGGGGCACCUCUGAAAUUCAGCAAGCAGGUUGUGUGAGAGGCUCUUCCAUGUUGUCUUUACAUCUUCCUUAAAAAUCCCGUGCUCAUUCAGCAAAGGAACCUGCAGAAUUUGCUCUUUGGGGUGAGAGUUUAGAAACUGCAAUUUAAAAAAUAGGUUGUCCUAAGUAAUUUCCUUUUUGAAAGGGACAAAGUCAAAUAGUCUAGGAUUACAAUGUGGGUUUUUAUUAAUAAAAAUCAUUCAAGCCUACUUUGAAAAGAAGUGACUUCUCGUGGGGAUGGCUGUAAGCUCCAGCAAGACAGGAGGAGAGUGAUGUGAGCUAUACUGAGCAAGCAAAAUUUACCAGAUAUGCCCAGUCACAAGACUGGAAAAUAAAGGCAAAAAGUAAACAAAGAGCAUAAAUAGUGAAAAGUAGUGAUUGAACACUUCUAAAUUGCAGUUUAGAAAGUGUUCUUAGCAACUUGGGGAGUGAUUUGUUCAUAUGCAAGCUUUGGCCUCACAGUGUCUCUUCAAAGGGAGAUUUUUAAAAAAAUCACUAUUUUUUUAGAUUAUUUUUCUUUAAAUGUAUAUUGACUAUUUCUGAAAGUGAUUAUAUGGACAAAAUACGUACUUGUAGCAGCAUUUUGUAGGCAUACUUCUAAUUUUUCUAUACGGUUCCUACAUAUCAACAAGAGAGAGAAAAACAGAGCAGUGUGGUUUAAAAUCUGCAAGACAAAUGGACUGUGUUAAAGAAGAGCAAGGAGGUGACCUAAAACUAUUUAACUUUUUCUUUUUUCCAAACUAGUUAGCUUUCAAGUUCAAGAUGCUGUUUUAAAGAAAAAAGGUCAUCACAUAAACUAAAUUUAACUCAUUAGUGUGGGUUUUUUUGUUAGUGGUGGUGUUUGGGUUUUUUUUUAAAAAGAAAAUGAUUGAUGAUGCCUGAAAAUUCUGGCUUUUGGAAAUCAUCCUUUUGUCAUUUGCCUUAAAACCAACCUUUACUCAAUACCUUGCAAUACAUCCAACUCACCAGUCUCUCAACACGUAUUUCACGGGCAGCACGUCCCUGCGUUGUGUCUCAGCACGUACCAAGGGGUUGGAAGCUGCAUCCUGUGAGCUGCCGUGUUUAAUGGUGACGACAACGCGAAGCAUCCAUCGUGCUGUUCCCAAAGCGAGUGGGAAGAAACUGGCUUGGACCAUGCCCAAGUCACGAAGGAACAAUCUUUUCUUUAAACAGACCCUCUGAGCAAUUCACAGGACCAUGAAAUGAAGGAGAGCUCAAUGAUUUACACUCAGGAAGGCAGAAGGGGAAACCCUCAUUUGAUGGAUACAGAAAAACACUCCCAGCUGUGCUUUCAGCUGGCAAUGCUGAGCUAAAUCAACCUUUUACUCAUUAUGAGCAGCAAAAAUAUAAGCUGAGACUGAUGAGUAUAUAGAUCAGGGCUUGAAAAUGUAUUUUAUAUUUUUCUUGUCCCUUUAUUAGACAGCUUUAAUAAUGGUUUUCCUUAUCACCUGGAUUUGCUCUAUCUGCAGCUCACUUUCUGUUUUAUUUAUUGUUUUCCACAGCUGGUCAUCUGAGAACAUAAGUUCUGAUUAACUUAAAUGUCUUUUGUUCACACAAAAGAACUGGGGUUUUUAAAUUAGUUUCAAGUAGUACUAAGAAGGGAAAAAGAAAGCUAGAUCAUCCAAACAGGGACUCAAACAACAGCAGCGGAUUUCUCCUUUAGCUUAUGUCUAAUUAACAAUUUGAUGUUUGAGCAGUGUCAUUAUUCACUGCUGGUACUUUGAUAUGGCAUUUAUUGGCACAGAAUUUCAAUAUUUUAAAUUACUAAUAGCACAGCUCAAAUAUCAAAUCUAAAGAUUCAUAACACGAAAUAGAGCAAAAAGUUUGCAAGAGAGAAACAAACUGAAAAUUGUUCACGCUGGAAAAAUGAUCACUAAUUUUGAAUAGCAAGCAAAUAUUUUACCAUCCCAGUACUGCAUAGCAAGGACUAAAUUUGCUGACGUGUUUUUAUAAGAGCCUCAGAGAAUUAGGUGAUCUAGCUUGUUAAAUUUUCUGCAACUUCCUCUUUCAACUCGAACCCUUUCUUAUUUGGGAAUUUCAAACCUGUCAAUGUUUUAUUUUCAACAGUGAUUAAUAAAACAUGCAAGGUCUUGCCUGAGUAGCAUCUAAAA